Messenger RNA from Pogona vitticeps (central bearded dragon), 2587 nucleotides. The record is from RefSeq and is a predicted model, not a curated record. NCBI's taxonomy places the organism in Eukaryota, Metazoa, Chordata, Lepidosauria, Squamata, Agamidae.
ACUUAGUCCUGUUGAUCAGUAUCUUAUUGUUUGUCUCAAGCUUCUCUUUCUGAUUCACUGGAAUUUAUAAGUGUUGACUUACCAGUUCAGUGAGUCUACCCUCUAGCUGACAUUAACACUGAUUUGCUGGCAGAGUUCGUGUCAUAAGUCAGAAGUGACAUCACUGCACGUCAUGACAACAAAGUGUAGGGCUGCAGCCUAAAUCCCAUUUGAGGAACCGAUAUGUUUCAGUCCUUUCUGGACUAAUAGCUUGACUGUACAUUACUGAUUUUACCAACUUCAUAUAAUACACUAUAUCCUUCCCCCCCCUUCAAAUGCAUUUUAUGUUUAAGGGUCUCAAAAUUCUGAUUUGUAUUAUAUAAGAAUGCAGUCUCUAAUAUAAAGUUACUUAUGUGCCAUCAAGUUGGAACCAGCUUACAUCAACUGUGAUAUUUCAAGCAUCAGGUAUCAGGUUCAACACUGGACUGGGUCAACACAUUUUGAAAAAUCCCCUUGUUGUUAACAGCAUUAUAGAAAAGGCUGCCUUGCGCCCUACAGAUGUUGUUCUUGAAGUUGGUCCUGGCACUGGUAACAUGACAGUAAAAAUGUUAGAAAAGGUGAAAAAGGUAAUUGCUUGUGAGCUUGACGUAAAACUUGCUGGUGAACUUCAGAAAAGAGUUCAGGGCACGCCUUUGGCUAGCAAGCUUGAAAUAAAGAUUGGGGAUGUACUGAAAAGUGACUUGCCGUUCUUUGAUGCUUGCGUAGCUAACUUGCCUUAUCAAAUUUCCUCUCCAUUUGUAUUUAAGCUGUUGCUCCAUCGGCCAUUCUUCAGGUGUGCAGUUCUCAUGUUCCAAAGAGAAUUUGCUCUUCGCUUGGUUGCAAAACCAGGUUCUCCCCUAUAUUGUAGGCUGUCUGUAAAUACCCAGUUACUAGCCCGCGUUGAUCAUCUAAUGAAAGUUGGAAAAAAUAACUUUAAACCACCACCCAAAGUUGAAUCCAGUGUUGUGAGGAUAGAACCAAAGAACCCUCCUCCACCAAUCAACUUUCAGGAGUGGGAUGGCCUGCUGAGGAUCGUCUUUGUCAGAAAAAACAAGACUCUCGCCGCAGUUUUUAAUUCAAAUGCUGUAAAGAACUUGCUGGAACAGAACUACCGAAUUCAUUGUUCUCAAAAUAACUUGGAAAUUCCUGAAAAUUUCAGUAUUGGAAAUCUUAUUCAGGGAAUUCUAAAGGACACUGGCUACUCAGAAAAACGAGCACGAGUAAUGGAUAUUGAUGAUUUCAUCAGUGUUUUGCAUGGAAUCUUUCAAAUAGAUGCUUCAUAUUUCCAAAUUGAUAGCCAGAUAGGUAUGCUGCAAUGCCAUGUUAGUUGGUGGACUGCCCCAUAUUGUUUGAUGAGACACUCUGCCUACUAUGUACAUGAUGUCAGAUUAAAUGUAUUUGAGGCCAGUUCAAACACGUAACACACUUUGUGGGUCGUACCAACUUGCAAGAUACCUCUAGCAUCAUGCCUACUCCUUUGCUGUGUUAGCUGUCAUAGAGGUGGGCCAAGAUUUUCCUCUUAUAAGUCAUGGAAAGCAGGGUGGAAUGAUACGUUGUUUUGCAAACAUAGCCAUGGGAUGGACAGCUGGGCUGGGACAUGUUGACCCAAUAAAAGCAACAUAACUGAAAGGAAGAAUUGUACCAUUUCCCAGGAGUCACUGUGUUUCAGCAUUGAGGAAAGUGCUGCAACAGCUUUGGUGGUCAUGAUGCAGUGCAGUGUUUUGUGGGGUCAAAAUAUAGUGCCGCAACUGAUGGGGGUGCAAGGUAAAGCCAGGGCAUUUUGUGAAAGGCACUGCAUAUUUCACUUUAUAUAUCACCAGUAGUUUGUGCUAUCGUUUGUGCUGUGUGUGUAAAUAGUUCAUAUCUUAUCUUGGCCACAGAAUUGGGUUGUACUGAUUUAAAUGAAGGAAGAAAGGAUUAUUUCCUCCCAGGACAAGCUUCAGGCAAAAGCUGGACAUCUUGAGUGCUCCCUUUUUGCUUCUGAAAACCAAAAGAGGGAUAUCCUUAGACCAGUAUCCUGUUGCCUAAACAGAAUGGAAGGGAAAUCGCAUAAGCAUUCCACCAACUUCAGCAGGUUCUCUCAGGCGGGACCAGCUGAGUGGUCUAUCUUGCAAAUAGUCUCCUGUUUCUUAUGAAUGAAAUGUGAACACCAGUUAAAAUGUAAAUCGUGACAGGGAACCUAUGAAGACAGGUUUCUGUGAUGCCUCUUCCAUUCCAUGACUAGGCAAGAGGAUAUUUUCAUUCCCAAAUGUCUGAAUUGUCUUACUAGCAGCUUUGCACAGCAUUGCCAGUUUGAAGAGUCAAGCUGAUUGCUACGGUCAGAUGUUUUAGUUCUUAGGGAAGUUGUUCAGGAAGAAUAGAAUGAGUGAUGGAAUAAAAGUAUUAUUAUGUACUAGGCUUCAGAAGCUGUUUUCUUUAAGUAGAACAUGGCAAAAGGGGGGAGGGAACCACCCUGUUUUUCCUGCAUUGGAAGCUGGAGACAAAAGAACUGGGAAGUAUUUGAUGUUGCCAUCUUUGUGCCAUAUAAAUAAGCUUCCCUAAGAACUGAUUUUCUUUUUCUUUUUUCAAU